Messenger RNA from Penicillium crustosum, 1290 nucleotides. Its product is annotated as pyridoxal phosphate-dependent aminotransferase. The record is from RefSeq and is a predicted model, not a curated record. The coding region runs from base 1 to 1290 and encodes 429 amino acids. The transcript has 5 exons. Lineage: Eukaryota; Fungi; Ascomycota; Eurotiomycetes; Eurotiales; Aspergillaceae. Gene Ontology annotation, molecular function: pyridoxal phosphate binding; transaminase activity. Gene Ontology annotation, biological process: biosynthetic process; amino acid metabolic process.
AUGCUUUCAACUCGCGGUGAAAUAUAUGCUAAGGCAGGGCUGGCCGAUGGCUACCUUGGCCCUCCUAAGACAGUCUUCGACAAAGAUACCAAACAGGGUGUUGUGUCUUUCAGCAAUGCUGAGAAUUUCCUGAUGCAAGACAUAAUGCUUGAAUAUAUCCGCACGCAGGUAUCAUCAAGCCUUGACCGCACAACUCUCACCUACCAUGAAGGCCCAUUCGGCUCAAGCCGACUACGAACCGCCAUGACCAAUCUAAUUACGAGCUACUUUCACCCCGCUACACCAAUCUCACCUAACAACAUCGUCUUCGCAAAUGGCGUGACGAGCCUCAACGCCAUCAGUGCUCUCAAUCUAACCAAUCCCGGCGAUGGCAUUUUACUAGGCCAGCCCAUCUACGGGUCCUUCACAGGAGAUCUCCGCGUUCCCUCUGAGUGCCAACUGAUCUAUACCCCCUUCCACGGGGACGAUCCAUUUAGCCCAGAUGCCGUGACUCGAUAUGAGGAGACCUUUUUGAAAGCACGAGACGAAACUGGGGUAACAAUAAGGGCCCUCUUGAUCUGUAACCCGCACAACCCGCUCGGUCGAUGCUACUCUCGCGAGACACUGGAGGCACUACUACUAUUCUGUCAGAAGUACCAAAUUCAUCUCAUCAGCGAUGAAGUGUAUGCGCUAUCGGUGUAUAGUAACGAUGAUUCCGUUGGGUUUAUCUCCGUUCUGUCAAUCGAUCCCGUCCCGCUCGGAGUGGAUCCAGCCCUAAUCCAUGUGCUGUAUGGGAUGUCGAAGGAUUUUGCUGCAGCGGGAUUACGGCUAGGGUGUUUGAUCAGUCGGAACCAGGGGCUUUUACAAGCUGCUUUGUCAAUGAGUCGGUUCCAUUGGCCUUCGAAUAUAUCCUGCAGUAUUGCCACUGCUAUUCUCGAGGACAAUGACUUUGUGAAGACUUUUCUCCAGAAAAGCCAUGGAUUACUUCGUUCACAUCGGGAUUUAGCUGCACGUACCUUGGAGGAGGCAGGGAUCCCUUUUGCGCAAGGCAGUAUUGCGGGGUUCUUCCUCUGGAUCGACCUGUCCAAGUGUUUGGAUAAUACCAUUGUUGGUAGUCAAGGCGAAUGGGCUGCAGAGUUGGAUCUGUCCCGCCGGCUACAACAGAUUGGGGUGGUGAUGUCGUCAGGGUAUGCCUAUCAUAACGAAGUUGCAGGCUGGUUUCGUGUCAUCUUCUCGGUGGAAGUGGAGAGCCUGAAAGUGGGAUUAUCAAGGAUUAUCGAGUUCUAUAAUAGCUCGGGGACCAUUGCUUGA